Messenger RNA from Peniophora sp. CBMAI 1063, 417 nucleotides. NCBI's taxonomy places the organism in Eukaryota, Fungi, Basidiomycota, Agaricomycetes, Russulales, Peniophoraceae. The record is from the annotation of a GenBank genome assembly.
AUGUUCGCCAACCGCUUCGCUUAUCUCAUCGCAUGCGUCGCUGUAGUCCCACUCGCCAUGACCGCAGUGACGGAGCCUAUUGAGCUUAACGUCGACUACAAGCUCUACGGCUUCGCCCCCGUUGAAUGCCAGAACACGCCCAUCCAGACCGGCACGUUCAUCACGAGUCACUGCCACAAUCUGGGCAUCAGGGCAUACGACGGCAAGCUUAAUGUACCCCUUGAUCGCUGCACGCUGCACUUCUGGAAUCAAACGAACUGUCUAGGCGGGGAGGGCACGCCGAUCCCGCUUCCUGGAGGUCAGGAGUCGAGCUGCGAGUCUCUCGCUCUUGAGGCUUCUCGGCUUCCGGGCGUUGGAAAUCCGCCGACUGAUCUUGCCCAGUCGGUGAAGGUUGAGUGCCCUAACAUCUCGAAGUGA